UUUCGAACAGCCAGAAAACUGCUUGUUGUUGCAACCAAAUCCUAUGAGAUUCUGUGAGUAGGGAGUAGAAAGUUGGUGGCCGGUGACUUCAGUUUUUCGGGCAAAUCAGCACUCCAGUGUAUAAUAGAGAUCAGUGGGUAACACCUCCCUAAGAUGGCUCUCGGGGCUGUCAUUCGUCGGCAGGGGGCAGCAGUUGUCCUCCUUACGGGAGCGGCUUGGUUUCAGGUUGCCCCUGACGACACCAAGCCACAACAGGAGCCGUCCGUCCGUUCCAUCAUGUCUGCGACUGGAGCUCCAGAGGGGAAAAAGAGGAGGCGUACAGUGGUGCUGAGGCCCUCCAAACGCAGCAGCAGUUUGCUCGGCUUGUCCAGCAGACGCAGUUUCACUUUGGGCUGCAGCAAAGUUCUGGACCGGACCACUGGUCCUACUCCCAGACAAGCUGUUCGGGUAUUUGAUGAAGAAAACAAUGACGUGACCCCUCAGCCCUUGCACCAGGCAGGUCUAGGAGCAGAGCAGGCCAACAGGUUCUUGGUGGAGGAACUCUCAGCAGGAUCAGCAUCAGACCAGACAACGUUCACCGGCAGCUUCACCAUGCCUUUCUCUAGGUCAGUAUUGGGUAGCAGCAGAAUAUCCAGCCAAUCAACCAUAGAGUCUGUGAACGAGGAAAUGGAGGAAACAUUUUCCAGACGUGACCUGCCCUUAAGCUUUCCAGAUGAGAAGUGGAAGAAAGACUUGGUGAAAGAACAAGUGACACAAGCUCUGUUAAAAGUUAUGAAAGAUAUUUUCAUCACUGAGACAGACACCAUUUCCCUGCUGGAAAUAGCCCCUGCCAUUGUGUCAGUGGAUGCUGAUGAUGCAGAAGUCAUAAUAGAGAGAAAUAAGCAGUAUGAAGAGGUUUGCAGGAAGAGAAUAAGCAAUGAGAAGUAUGUGGAUCGAGCCAUGCAGACGCUGAAUGAGGCGUCUAAAAACAAACAGAUACAGAACAACCUCAUGCUCAUGGUCGAUGCAGCCACCACUGUGUCCACCUUCGACAUGUAUGAACAUCCAGAGCAGGAAGUGACGGCGGAUAGCCCAGAAAUGAAACCCAACAUCUAUGCUGAGACGGUUGUGGAAUCCAGCAGAAGUGCAGAGAGAAGUCUUUCCAUGAUCAGCUCAGCUAGUACAGUAAUUUCUUCUUGCUCGCUGAAAGAUGUGGACGCAGUUAGGACUGGCUUGAACACACAGUCAGAUCUGGAGCUUAUCAGGUUAUCUGAGAAAUUUCAGUACUCCUUACUUCUAAUGGAGAGGAGCGUUCUGAGGAACAGCUUCCAAUGCCAGUUGGCUUCAUACAGACAGUUGCCGUUGUUGGAAGACCCUGACAGACUGGUGAAACCUAAAGAAGUGGAAGAAGGCGAAGGUCGUACAGAGACGUCCUGCUCUCCAGCCCUGGAAUGUCUUUGGCGUUUCAGUUGUGAGCUCAGCAUUGGGUGUAGUGUGAGUUGCAUGGCCUGGAACCAAAAGAAUCCGGACCUUCUUGCUGUAGGUUACGGUGAGAGUGACUCCAGAAACCAGGAACCAGGUCUGGUGUGCUGCUGGUCUAUUAAAAACCCCAGGUGGCCUGAGCGAAUCAUCCACUGUGAUAGUGCUGUUACUACUUUGGAUUUCUCGGCCAACAGCCCUGGUCAGCUGGCUGUGGGGAUGUGUGAUGGCAGCAUUGCUGUGUACAACGUACAAAGUGCAGAAAGCAAGUUGCCUUUCAUCAGCAGCCGUGAAUGUGCCAAAAGACACAUUGGGCCAGUGUGGCAGCUCAGGUGGAACAAACAAGAACUGAGUUUCACUGGAGAGGAGAAGGUUGAAGCGCUCUUCUCUGUGGGUGCAGACGGCAGGAUCUGCAAGUGGUUUAUCAUAAAUGGUGGCCUUGACUGUACAGACCUGAUGAAGCUCAAGAGGAGUAAUAAUACCCAGAGAAAGACUGGACAGAAGCCAGAGAAGAUGGCAGAAUGUGGGCUAUCUGCACUCACUCCUGGUCUGUGUUUUGACUUUCAUCCAAUUGACUCCAAUAUCUACUUGACUGGUACCUGGGAAGGUAACAUCCACAAGUGUUCCUGCUCCAACAGUCAUCAAUUUCUGGAAACUUAUAAGAAACAUUUUUGUCCUGUGAACUGGAUCACUUGGUGUCCUUUUCAUCCUGAUGUGUUCCUGAGCUGCUCUUCUGACUCCACCAUCCAGCUCUGGAAGCAGGACUGCCCAAGACCUUUGUUAAGCUUCUCCUCCAACCAUGGGGAGGUGUGUGAAGUCAAGUGGUCUCCAAGACAGGCCACAGUAUUCGGAGCUGUUUACGAUGGGCACCUCGAGGUCUGGGACCUGAAUUCCAGCUUUUUGGACCCAGUAAUUGUGCAGCCCGCUGCUCCAGGACUGAAGAUGACAUCCUUUCUGUUUGCAUCACUCACAGACUGUGUUUUAGUGGGAGACAGUUAUGGCCAGGUGACAGUGUACCAGAUGCAGAACCUCCGUGUUGGAGAGUGCCGCCAGGGAGAUGUUCUGGAGGUCCUCCUCUGCUCUGCGUCUUCCAGAGAACUUUGAAGUUGAAGUAUUGGAAUUGGAGAACCACAUGAUGCAUCUCUAGUCUAAAUGUAUCUACAGUACCAGAAGAUUUCUUUAAAGUGUCAACAUCACAGACAAAAUCUGGAGUGAUAUAGUAGUAUUGUGGGCUGAUGGCUAAAGCCACCCCCAGGAGGCGUUUCCCACUUCCAUGCAUUUCUAGGUCAGUCAAAACACAAACCCUAGUGGGGAGGAGCUGAGCU
Molecule: messenger RNA, 2783 nt
Organism: Fundulus heteroclitus (mummichog)
Lineage: Eukaryota; Metazoa; Chordata; Actinopteri; Cyprinodontiformes; Fundulidae
Gene: dnai4
Product: dynein axonemal intermediate chain 4
Exons: 18
Coding region: 154-2562 (802 amino acids)
Biological process (GO): cilium movement
Cellular component (GO): axonemal dynein complex
Molecular function (GO): dynein light chain binding; dynein heavy chain binding
Source: RefSeq, a predicted model, not a curated record